Molecule: messenger RNA, 315 nt
Organism: Daucus carota subsp. sativus
Lineage: Eukaryota; Viridiplantae; Streptophyta; Magnoliopsida; Apiales; Apiaceae
Exons: 1
Coding region: 1-315 (104 amino acids)
Cellular component (GO): chloroplast
Source: RefSeq, a predicted model, not a curated record
AUGGCUUCGCUCAACACAUUAAUGUUCUCUCCGGCAGUCAUCCCCGGCCGGAAAAGACUGCCGACGACAAAAACCUUCGCAACCGCGGCCAAGAACUCCGGCGGCGGGAGCGAGGAGAAGAGCUUGUGGGACUUUGUACUUGGUGCAAUAGCCAAAGAGGAGCAGCUCUAUGAGGUUGAUCCACUUCUACAAAAGGUGGAGGGGAAGCCCAGUGGGACCACUGGGUCCCGUAAAAGCGCCGUCGUGGUUCCGCCGCCGAAGAAGGAGAGCGGUGGUUUUGGUGGCUUUGGAGGGCUGUUUGCUAAGAAAGAGUGA